AUGGCCUCUACACUCAGAUUCAUCUUAGUACUAGUUUCUUCAUUCGCCAUAAUUCAAAUGGCAAUGGCUGACGAGGACAUUCUUUCGGAUUUCAUUAAGCCUACUCCAAAUGCCACAAUAGAUGCAAACUACUUCACAUUCACCGGCAUGCGUGUUCUUGUUGGAGGAACACCUCCCGCAACCUUCACAGUGUUGAAGGCAAGCAUGGCGGAGUUCCCUGCUCUUUUCGGGCAGAGUGUUUCGUACGCUGUCCUUCAAUUCCCAUCUGGCACAGUUAACCCACCACACACUCAUCCUCGCUCUGCUGAGCUCCUCUUCCUUGUUGACGGUACCCUUGAAGUGGGAUUUGUUGACACAAAGAACAACCUCUUUACUCAGACUAUCCAAGCUGGUGACCUGUUUGUGUUUCCCAAGGGACUUGUGCACUACCAGUACAAUGCUGAUGCACAGAACCCGGCUCUAGCCAUUUCAGCCUUUGGAAGUGCAAAUGCUGGAACUGUAUCAAUUCCUUCCACUUUGUUCACCACCAAUAUUGAUGAUAAUGUCCUUGCUUUGUCACUCAAGACCGAUGUAGCCACCGUUCAGAAACUCAAGGCUGGACUUGCUCCGAAGCCAUGA
This is a messenger RNA of Fragaria vesca subsp. vesca, 618 nucleotides long. RefSeq names its product germin-like protein 9-3-like. Gene Ontology annotation, cellular component: cell wall. Gene Ontology annotation, molecular function: manganese ion binding. Bases 1 to 618 code for a protein of 205 amino acids. Lineage: Eukaryota; Viridiplantae; Streptophyta; Magnoliopsida; Rosales; Rosaceae. The record is from RefSeq and is a predicted model, not a curated record. The transcript has a single exon.